AGAAUGACUAACACGUCAACAAUCUGGCUGUCCUGAGACAUACAGGUUUACCUGGCAGGCAUGAAAAACUAUAGCAAACAGAUUUCAUCCAUUCCAGUCAGCAGUAGCAGUUUAUCUGAAAAGCAGCCAGUGAAUUUGGACAACAAUGGACUGUUGCUAUAGGUCUCCUGAGGAAAAGGAAAACCAGAGAAUAUCCAGAGAAAUAGAUAGACAACUAAGAAAAGAGAAAAGCAAUAAUAAGGAGUUGAAGCUGCUGCUUUUAGGAACUGGUGAAAGUGGGAAGAGCACCUUCAUCAAGCAGAUGAGGAUCAUCCAUGGCAACGGAUACAGUGAAUCAGACAGAAAAGGUUUUACCAAGCUGGUGUGUCAGAAUAUCAUCACAGCCAUCCAGGCACUGAUUGAGGCCAUGGGGACUCUGAAGAUCGACUAUCUUGAUGAACAGAAUAUUCGCUAUGCUGAAAAACUGAAAGAAGUGGAGGAAAUUCAGGUGAAAACACUGGAGCCCUGGCAGGUGGACGCCAUUAAGCGAGUGUGGAGUGACCACGGAGUACAGCAGUGUUACGACAAGAGGCGAGAGUUCCAGCUGUCAGACUCUGCCAAAUAUUAUCUGAGUGAUAUGGACAGAAUCACGGCCAGAGAAUACGUUCCCACUCUGCAGGACAUCUUAAGGGUCAGGGUUCCCACCUCGGGGAUCAUAGAGUACCUAUUUGACAUGAAACAAGCUGUCUUCAGGAUGGUGGAUGUGGGUGGCCAGCGCUCCCAAAGGAAGAAAUGGAUCCACUGCUUUGAAAAUGUCACCUCCAUCAUAUUCCUGGCAGCCCUCAACGAAUACGAUCAAGUCCUUUACGAGAGUCAGACAGACAACCGGUUGAAGGAGAGCCUCGCCCUGUUCAAGACAAUCGUCUCAUCCACGUGGUUUCAGGAGUCGUCCACCAUCCUCUUCUUGAAUAAAACAGACUUGCUGGAAGACAAAAUCAGAACAUCUGAUUUGGCAACAUACUUCCCAGAAUACAAAGGGCCUUCCCAUGAUGCUGAAUCUGCAAAAACGUUUAUUGAGAAGAUGUACAAAAACCUCCACAAAGAUCGUCAUAAACCUCUCUACACACACUUCACCUGUGCCACAGACACAGAAAACAUCAAGGUUGUCUUCAAAUCAGUCAAAGACACAAUCUUUAUGGAUAACAUGGAAUUUUUAAACCUUUAAUAAUGAAGCAGAGAUUCUUUUUACGUGGUGGUAACCACAGGUUCCAACAACAGUACUGAAUAUUUGGUUGGUUUAAUGGUUUUCAUUUUAGUUUGUAUAAAACAUGAAAAAUGACAGAAAUUCAGAAACAGUUAAGGCAGCGAGGCAAUCUACGCUUUAAAUGAUGUUUUAUUGUAACAGCUACAUAGUAAUGUUGUCCAGUGUCAAAUAUAUUAUGGCAAGAGGUAAUAUAUGUACAGCAUUGACAUUUAUUUAUUAUGCCCACUUGGAAAUUAUGGGCGUUUUAUAGUAUGACACACUUUAAUUCACUUGAAUCAGAUGACGUCUGUCUUGCAAAGUCCUUUGAAUGAAGAAUGCCACAAAUCCUGCCCUGCAGCUUUGUAAGAAUGACACCAUAAGCAAAAGACAUGAAUUUAUUUUCAUUUUAAUGUCACAAUGAUAAUGACACAAUGUUUUACAGUAAAAAUCUUUAUCUUUUUGUUCCCACUGUCUCCAAAUUGUGUUUGUGGCAAAACCUAACGUGUCCUUUGUUGCACAAUUUGAAUUAAAAUGUGUGUUGUCACUUUAAAUUGUACAUAAUUAAAAGCCUUGAUU
This is a messenger RNA of Xiphophorus couchianus (Monterrey platyfish), 1798 nucleotides long. RefSeq names its product guanine nucleotide-binding protein subunit alpha-11-like. The record is from RefSeq and is a predicted model, not a curated record. The transcript has 7 exons. Gene Ontology annotation, cellular component: cytoplasm; heterotrimeric G-protein complex. Gene Ontology annotation, biological process: adenylate cyclase-modulating G protein-coupled receptor signaling pathway. Gene Ontology annotation, molecular function: G-protein beta/gamma-subunit complex binding; GTPase activator activity; guanyl nucleotide binding. Lineage: Eukaryota; Metazoa; Chordata; Actinopteri; Cyprinodontiformes; Poeciliidae. Bases 146 to 1204 code for a protein of 352 amino acids.